Molecule: messenger RNA, 3363 nt
Organism: Serendipita indica DSM 11827
Lineage: Eukaryota; Fungi; Basidiomycota; Agaricomycetes; Sebacinales; Serendipitaceae
Source: the annotation of a GenBank genome assembly
AUGGACUUGGAGCUCUCGAAGCUGCGCAACAAGAGCAAGAAGGGAUACCAGCAGCUGCAGUCGGAAGACACGGAAGCACCAGCGAGCGAGCGACCUGGCAUGGCUUCCAACGGCAGGGCAACGAGAGCGUACAAUAAGAAGGGAAAAGGCAGAGCAAAAUACUCUGAUGAUCCAGAGGAUGAAGUGAAUCUUCUCCACGGCGAUGAGUUUGACGAGCAUUACGCGGAUGACCCAGAGGACGCAGAGGCCGGCGGGCAGUUACCUCCAAGUGAGCCACCAAAGCGCCCGACUCCGGUGCGCCAACAGAGCGGCAAGGACAAGUCACGAACUCGUACUAUAGAAAAGCUCCAGAACAAGUUUCCGGCCAAUGUCGUCCGGAACCAGAAAUACAACGUCUUCACCUUCCUACCGAUAGUGUUCUACGAGCAGUUCAAGUUCUUUUUCAACUUGUACUUCCUGCUCGUAGCACUGUCUCAGUUUAUACCGGCACUCAAGAUUGGAUAUAUUGCGACGUACAUCGCUCCUCUAGCAUUUGUACUCGCAGUCACGAUGGGCAAGGAAGCGUACGACGACUACAAGCGACAUCUGCGCGAUCAAGAGGCCAACUCUGCAAAGUACUUGAUUCUGGAGCCAGCAACGGCAGACUCAUCCGACGCGCCACCGACAAGGGCCAUCCCAUCGUCCAAGUUACGUGUCGGAGAUUUGUUGGUUCUGGAGAAGAAUCAACGUAUACCCGCAGACGUCGUGCUACUUCGAACUAGUGAAAGCAGUGGAACCUGCUUCAUCCGUACUGAUCAACUGGACGGUGAAACUGAUUGGAAGCUCAAGGUUGCGGUCCCCUCGUGUCAAAAGCUUGCCAGUGAUCGAGACCUCCUGACAUUGGACGCGGAAAUUUACGCCGAUGCCCCAAUCAAGGAUAUUCACUCUUUCAUUGGCACAUUCUCUAUACAUCGAUCCGGAGCAAACGAUUCGGAAUUGCCAAUGGUACCAAAGGUUGAGCCACUGUCGGUGGAGAAUGUUCUCUGGGCUAAUACCGUGCUCGCCGCCGGUACAGCUGUGGGAUUUGUGAUUUAUACUGGCUCGGAGACGAGAGCGGUGAUGAAUACCAGCCAUCCCGAAACCAAGGUUGGGUUGUUGGACCUUGAGAUCAACAGGCUAGCAAAGAUCCUUUGCGCAGUGACGUUUGCGCUCUCGAUUGUACUGGUCGCCCUCAACGGCUUCAGAGGGCAAUGGUGGAUUUACGUCUUCCGCUUCCUCAUCCUUUUCUCCUCAAUUAUUCCGAUCAGUUUGCGUGUCAACCUUGACAUGGGCAAGACAGUGUACGCUCAUCAAAUCAUGAACGACCCAGAAAUUCCAGACACAAUCGUACGAACAAGCACUCUCCCAGAGGAGCUUGGUCGCAUCGAGUAUUUGUUGAGCGAUAAAACUGGUACUCUGACGCAAAACGAGAUGGAGCUGAAGAAGCUUCACAUGGGAACAAUGUCUUAUGGCUCAGACUCCAUGGACGAAAUAGCACAUCAGCUAGCUACUGCGUUUGGUGUCACUGCAGAACAAAUGAUGCAACGUGUAAGCACCAUUACUGGUGCUCAAUUGGCAACGCGAGGCCGUCGAGACAUUUCGUCUCGUGUUCGUGAUGUAGUCCUCAGUCUGGCCCUCUGCCACAAUGUUACACCGGUUACCAACGAUGAUGGGACUGUUACGUACCAAGCAUCUUCGCCUGAUGAAGUCGCCAUUGUCAAAUGGACCGAAUCCGUCGGGCUGCGACUGACGUUUCGCGACCGAACCAAGAUCGAGCUGCAAACCCCUCAGUCGACGACAAUCUCUUUCGAAGUUCUCGAGCUAUUCCCUUUCACCUCGGAAUCUAAACGGAUGGGCAUCGUUGUUCGUGAUAUGCAGUCUGGCGAAAUCAUGUUCCUGCAGAAAGGAGCUGAUGUUGUCAUGGCCAAGAUUGUUCAACGAAACGACUGGCUCGAGGAAGAAUGCGCAAACAUGGCCCGUGAAGGACUUCGUACCUUGGUUGUGGGCAGGAAGAAACUCAGUGAAGAGGCCUACAUGCUCUUCAAGGAGAAGCACCACGAGGCCAGCAUUCGUCUCGAAGGUCGUAACGAAGCGAUGAACAAGGUGGUGGCUGAGCACUUAGAGCUCGACUUGGAACUACUUGGAGUCACCGGUGUAGAGGACAAGCUACAGGAAGGCGUCAAGUCGACACUCGAGCUGUUGAGAAAUGCCGGAAUCAAGAUCUGGAUGCUUACAGGGGACAAAGUCGAGACUGCGACCUGCAUCGCCAUUUCGACCAAACUGGUGGCAAGAAAUCAGUACAUUCAUCAAGUUCAGAAACUGAAAACCAGUGACGCCGCUCGGGAACAGCUGGAAUUUCUACAAUCAAAACUGGACUGCUGCCUCGUGAUUGAUGGAGAGUCCCUGCAGCUCUGUCUCAACACGUUCCGAAACGAAUUUAUCGAAAUCUCGACCAAGCUUUCCGCUGUUGUCGCCUGCCGAUGUUCACCGACGCAAAAGGCAGACGUAGCACGGCUGAUUCGCGAAUAUACCAAGAAACGAGUAUGCUGUAUUGGUGAUGGAGGAAACGAUGUUAGUAUGAUUCAAGCGGCUGAUGUCGGGGUUGGUAUUGUCGGCAAAGAAGGAAAACAAGCGUCACUCGCAGCAGACUUUUCUGUGACGCAAUUUAGCUUCCUCACUAAACUACUAAUGUGGCAUGGCCGGAACUCGUACCGUCGUUCCGCGAAGCUUGCCCAAUUCGUCAUCCACCGAGGUCUUAUCAUUUCGAUCAUUCAAGCCGUAUUCUCAGCAAUCUUCUAUUUCGCGCCUAUCGCGGUCUACCAGGGAUGGCUCAUGGUCGGCUAUGCGACCGUCUACACGAUGGCUCCUGUCUUCUCCUUGGUGCUGGAUCGAGAUGUGAGCGAAGACUUGGCACUCCUGUAUCCAGAACUCUACAAGGAAUUGACAAAGGGCCGACAACUCUCCUUCAAGACUUUCUUCUCAUGGCUGCUCAUCAGCGUCUAUCAAGGCGGAGCAAUCAUGAUCAUGUCGCUCGUGCUCUUCGAGAAUGAGUUCCUAAACAUCGUCGCGAUUUCGUUCACUGCCUUGAUUCUGAACGAACUUAUCAUGGUCGCUCUAGAGAUUACCACAUGGCAUGUUUAUAUGAUCAUCUCUGAGGUCGUCACUCUUUUCGUGUACGCCAUAAGCAUGGUGUUCCUGCCUCAAUUUUUCGACCUCACCUUUGUAUUGUCGGUUCGGUUCGCAUGGAAGGUGGCAGUCCUUGUGGCCGUCAGUUCCGUCCCUCUCUACAUCAUCAAACUUGUCAAGGCUCGCAUCUCCCCCGCGGUGUACAGUAAACUUGUUUAA